ACCGUUUCCUUUCUCUCUUUUCUUUUUUGACACAUUUUUUUUUUUUUGUUAACCAUGGUUGUUCGUAUUCGUCUUGCUCGACAUGGUCGUCGUAACUUGCCUUAUUAUCACAUUGUUGUAGCCAAUGCACGAACAGCACGAAACAGCAAGCCUUUAGAACAACUUGGUACAUACAAUCCUCUUCCCAAUGAAAACGGACAAAAAGCAAUCAAUCUCAAUUUUGAACGAGCAAAAUAUUGGUUAACGGUGGGUGCUCAACCUUCAGAGACAGUGGAAAAAAUCCUUGUUCAGGCUAAUCUUAUACCUCAAGCACCUAAACCAUGGAUGAAGGAAGCAGCAAAGCGAUUCCAACAAGAAGCCAAGGAAUGAAAUAGAAGAUUUUGUUUAUAGUGAUAGACUCCUUUUUUGUUUUUUUUUUUUGUUUUUUUUUUUAUCAUGAUUUGACACCCUUUUUAUAUUUCUAACGAAAAUGUAUAUAAUAUCCUUUUUUCCCCCUCUUUACAUGUCAUCCAUAACCUUCCUCUUCAUUUAUAAUAGUUGUAGCUACAUACUUGUAUUGAUUAAUUAUACAAUAAAUAUUCUGCUGCUCCAUUGAAGAUUUCAACAUCAAUAUUAAAAUGGAAAACGUUUUGCUGGUAAUCAUGAUGAAUAAAUAUAAAAACUAUAGUUCUUUUUUUUCCAAAUAUGGC
Halteromyces radiatus is the source of this 689-nucleotide messenger RNA. Its product is annotated as 30S ribosomal protein S16. Gene Ontology annotation, molecular function: structural constituent of ribosome. Gene Ontology annotation, cellular component: ribosome; mitochondrial small ribosomal subunit. Bases 55 to 369 code for a protein of 104 amino acids. Gene Ontology annotation, biological process: mitochondrial translation. The transcript has 2 exons. The record is from RefSeq and is a predicted model, not a curated record. NCBI's taxonomy places the organism in Eukaryota, Fungi, Mucoromycota, Mucoromycetes, Mucorales, Cunninghamellaceae.